AUGAACCCCCAACGGCCCCAGGAGUCGAGUAGUGCGACAGCAGCAGCAGCAGCAGCAACGACAGAGAAGCCGCAACAACAGCGUCCCACUGGCCCCGUCCGCCCGCGACAGUCCGCCAUCCGGCUGCGAAGGCUCGGCACGUGGAGACAUGGCGGCCAUGGUCCUGGCGAUGGACCCAAGGACAAGGACAAUCCACAGCAGAUCCGGUCCAUGUUGGACGUAGGCGAUGAUGAUCGGGACCGCCAGUCCAUACGGCUGAACAGACUCGGGUCGACGACGCGAGCCGAGCAACCUCGUGGCGAGCCAUCCAAUCCACAGCCCGUGCGCUCCAUGCUGGAUGUGGACGGCCACAAUGGACCGCCCGCGGAAGCCACAGAUUUUCAGGGCGGCCAGGCGCCCGAGAUUGACGCCCAGUCCAAUCCCAACAAGGAGAGGUUAGGUCGAUUCCGAGGGAGGACAUUGCUCGGCCGUCGGCGUAAGCAGGACGGCGGAGAGCAGGUCGCCGUUCUGAACGAGUACGACCCAAACAUUGUUGACAUGCUCGAUGUCUUGGACCCCGAAGUCUCGACGCUGUCUUCCAUAACCAACGUCCAGAACUCUCUCUUCGUGCCCUCCAUGGGAAGGUUCAUCAACCGACAACCGACGUACAACCUCAGUCGUCUGCCCCAGCUUCCCGGCUCGUUCCCGUCACAAACCGAUGUGUCCUCUCAACGCCCAGGUUCCAGGUCAAACAUGAUCCCGGAGGAAGGGGACCAAGGAGACGGUGGACUAAGCCGUGCCACGACGCCUGAUACCGAGGCGGAGCGACCUGGGCGUCCCUCCGUCGAACGCAUACCAAGCACUAUGACGGAGCGCUUCUACGCAGUCCGUCCCCCCAAUACGUCGCUAGCAGACUGGAGCGAUGAGGAUCUAGCAGAACUAAACGACCACGUCCGGCAUAUGCUCCACUCGCGCCGCUCUGCUUUCAGACGCAGCAUGAAGGCCUUUGGUCAAUACGUCCAGAGGCCGCUUGGCUUCUUCGUUACGUUAUACGCGUUCCUAAUCACCGUCUUCGGUCUGGCAUGGGUCUUGUUUCUGAUUGGUUGGAUCUAUGUUGGUGAGAAGCAGCUAUAUACCACCAACGUGAUUGACAACGUCCUGGUGGCUCUGUUUGCUAUUGUUGGUGAUGGAUUGAUCCCUUGGCGCAUUGUUGAUACAUACCACAUGAUCUUCAUUGCCCGCUACUCUCAUCUCACCUGGAAGUUGCGCGAGAAGAUGGCCGUGCCGGACCUGAAGGACAAGAACGACCUCCCAACAGAGCCCGUGGUGUCUGAUCGAGACCAGCAACUUGAUCUCGAGGCGGCCAGGAACUUGCACAUCAAGGAGGAGCUCUCGGUCUUGACCCCACAACAGCAGGCCAAGCUGGAGCACCACCAAACCAAGUUUGCCAAGUCUCACACCUUUUACAAGCCCCACGAAACCGACACGCACUUUGCCUUUCCACAGCGGUUGCUCAUCGCCAUCGUCGUGCUCUUGGAUUGCCAUUCUUGCUUCCAGCUUGCUCUUGGGUUGUGCACCUGGUGCAUCGACUACAGGGUACGUCCUGGAGCGCUCACGGCUACCAUUCUGUGCUGUUCCAUUGCUGUAAACAUCACGGCAGGUGUCCUCAUUUCCAUUGGUGACCGACGGACGCGCAAGAAGGACGUUGUCGAGCGUAGAUUCAGACAGGAGCUCACGCAAGAGGCCAUGCGACGAGUGCAACAGCGAAAGGAGAAGGAGGCCGAAGAAGCGGAGAGGAAACUCCACGAUAUCGAUGAAGAAGAUGGGAAAGGGGCAAGUGGCCUCAAUCUCAUCCUGCCCAAACCCAAGCUCGACUUCCUGCACCGAGACAGUGACGACAGCCGAAAGAAGUCGAGGAGGAGUGCCGACCAUUCCCGAAAGUCCCUUGAUCAGGCAGGACGGUUCGACACCUCUCUUCAAGGACUAGGAGAGCGAAGCAGCAGCGAACCCCGGGUUCCGGGGGCACUUCCUGAUGAGAAACGCAUGUAA
Molecule: messenger RNA, 2028 nt
Organism: Neoarthrinium moseri
Lineage: Eukaryota; Fungi; Ascomycota; Sordariomycetes; Amphisphaeriales; Apiosporaceae
Exons: 2
Coding region: 1-2028 (675 amino acids)
Source: RefSeq, a predicted model, not a curated record